Messenger RNA from Olea europaea var. sylvestris, 914 nucleotides. Its product is annotated as vesicle transport protein GOT1. The coding region runs from base 180 to 569 and encodes 129 amino acids. Gene Ontology annotation, biological process: retrograde transport, endosome to Golgi; endoplasmic reticulum to Golgi vesicle-mediated transport. NCBI's taxonomy places the organism in Eukaryota, Viridiplantae, Streptophyta, Magnoliopsida, Lamiales, Oleaceae. The transcript is spliced from 7 exons. The record is from RefSeq and is a predicted model, not a curated record.
AAAAAUAAAAUAAAAGAAAGAAUAAUUGGGGAAUGUAGUAGAUGGAACAAAUCGAAGGAAGUAUAAAGUCGCGCACCAUUCAAAAUCUAACGUCAGAUAAAGCACAACUACGGUGGCGUCUCUCUAGUUUGUGAAGCCCCUUUCGAUUUGGUUAGCGAAGAAAUUAAAGCAUCGGCAAGAUGGCUUAUGAGUUAACUGAACAAAAAAAGAUUGGCCUGGGUCUCGUUGGUUUUGGCAUCUUCUUCUCCUUUCUUGGCAUAAUUCUCUUUUUCGACAGAGGUUUGCUAGCUCUUGGUAAUAUAUUUUGGUUGGCUGGUGUAGUCCUUUUACUCGGUUGGCGUUCCACAUUGAAUCUGUUCACAAACAGAAGUAACUAUAAGGGUUCCAUCGCAUUUCUACUUGGGAUAUUCUUUAUAUUCGUUCGUUGGCCAGUAGUUGGUAUAAUUGUGGAAAUGUAUGGCUGCAUAGUCCUUUUUAGUGGUUUCUGGCCGUCUGUCAAGGUCUUCAUUUAUCAGAUUCCAGUAUUUGGAUGGAUUCUACAGUAUCCUAUUCUGUGCAUUAAUGUGUAGGAAUUAUGACUGCAUGAAUGGUUUGCACAUGGAGGAUAUGGAGCCUAGAAGCAUGUACCUAUUGUUAGCUGUUCACAUUAAGCUAUAGCCUAGCAAGAUAUGGAUGCUAGGCUAUUCGAGUAUAAAGACACUGAAGGAAGUCUAUUUGAGUAUAAGUUUGCGAAGUUUGAAUAAUUCAAGUCAUAUGGUUCUCUCAGUAACCCAUUGGACUGAAAAAUUCUCCACUCUGCACUUAAUCAUAAGGCAGCUGUUUCCCGUCUUGUCUUUGCUUAUAUGGAUGUUUGGCAGAAUUAUACCUUUGUGACUCGCAAGUUUGAUAUGUUAAUUGCUGGCCUAUUAUACUGA